Molecule: messenger RNA, 603 nt
Organism: Haemonchus placei
Lineage: Eukaryota; Metazoa; Nematoda; Chromadorea; Rhabditida; Trichostrongylidae
Source: the annotation of a GenBank genome assembly
CUGAAUACCAGAAGCAACACUUCACCAGUUGGUCUUCCACCGUCUAAUGAAAAGCCAUUUCCUACACUUAGCCCAUACUUCACGGACAUUCCAUCCCUUUCGUCUGAACUCGUAGAGAUCGAGGAGAAGAACCAUUGGUACACUCGUCUUUCACCAACCAUCGCCACUGCAUUCACCCCGUACACCACCGACAUCACUAGGACAACCCAAGCCUUCAGUGGCACUACUGCAGACGAUGCCCAAAACGUCAAAUUUGAGGGAGAGCUGCACCAGUCUACUACUCCUACAGUCGCUCCUAUUGACUCGUCCUCCAACUCUUCUGUUCUCCCCACUGAGACAACCAAAAUAAACCACUGGUACACUCAUCUUUCACCGACGAUCGCGAGUGCAUUAACCCCGUACAUGACUGACAUUACUGCGAUGACUCCAGAAUCCAGUGGCAUCACUGUAGACGAUGCCCAGUCCCUUCAAUUUGAAAGAAAGCUGCACCAGCCUACUUCUCCACCACAAACAAACGCUCCCAUUGACUCCUUUUCGGACUCUACUGAUUUCCCCACUGAAUUAGCAAAAAUGGUGAGUUCAAAGGUCGAGGUGAUGCAAUGA